UUUGAAGAACUGAGGAGGUUCAUUGCGAAGCUAAUCCCGUAUAAUGGUCAACCAAGCUUGUUGUGUGUACGUUGGCAGUCUGGAUUUCGAGGUUACCGAGAGUCAGCUAGGUGAUCAUAUGAAGUCAGCUGGUGAUGUGGAAUCGGUCGAUAUUCUGGUUCGUAGAGAUGGCAAGUCCAAGGGUUGCGCUCUUGUCGAAUACAAGACUGAGGAGGCUGCCGAGAAGGCUAUCGACACCCUCAAUGAUACCGAGGUCGGCAAACGCAAGAUAUUCGUCAGAGAGGACCGCGGGCCCAUCGAGGAGAUGGAUCAAGAUGCUGCCACUACCCGUCAGGGGAAGGGCAAGGGCGGCAAAGGCAAGGGUAAAGGAAAGGGGAAGGGCUUCAAGGGCCGAGAUAGAAUUCGCCCAUUGAAGGUUGGCGAGAAGGACGUCCACAGGCUGAUCUAUGUUGGCAAUUUGCCUUGGAGGACUGCCUGGCAAGAUCUUAAGGAUCUAUUCCGCGAAUGUGGAGACGUGAUCCGUGUCGACAUGGCUGAGGGUUGGGAUGGAAGGUCGAAGGGCUUUGCCACCAUCCUCUUCCAAGAUCCUGAAGGAGCUCAGAAGGCUAUUGAAAAGUAUAACGGUUACGAGCUCCAAGGACGUAAAUUGUUCGUUCGUGAGGACCAAUUCUUGAAGGAGGACGGAACCUAUACUAGAAGCCGCAGGUCGAGUAGUCAGAAAGAAGACCAUCCAGCUGAUGCCAAUGUCGCUCAAAAGGCGCCGCAGGUUGUUGCUGCUGAUGACCGUGAUGACUAAGUCGAGUUGCGUACUUCGCCAUCACCAUCUCAACCGAUCUCUGUUGAAAUUACUAUAAGUAUAGUGACUAUCAUUUGGUGAAUAUGGUGAAGUCGUUUCUAGUUGUUGCCUUUCCAACCGUCUAUGUGGCGGUGGAAGCGCUAGAGACAACGUCGAUUUUCUUUCAUUACGAAGGUGAUCGUUGGAUGUUGUAGAAAUGGGGACUAUUAGAGUAUCAAUUUAUGAGUUGGAAGAAGCUACUUAGUAUCGGGUAUAUUACGAUACAGCACAUUGCUACUCGCAAG
This is a messenger RNA of Perkinsus marinus ATCC 50983, 1080 nucleotides long. Its product is annotated as splice factor, putative. Bases 44 to 796 code for a protein of 250 amino acids. The record is from RefSeq and is a predicted model, not a curated record. Gene Ontology annotation, molecular function: mRNA binding. Lineage: Eukaryota; Perkinsozoa; Perkinsida; Perkinsidae. The transcript has 6 exons. Gene Ontology annotation, cellular component: cytoplasm; nucleus.